CACUUAGACCCAUAUAAUACAUAUUGAUAUCACCCCUGGUCUUCCUUCUAUCCAUGACCCAACGAACUCUCCCACAUAGCACACAAAAUGAACAGCGAAACAAUUCCCUUACUUCCCCCUUCUCCUAAACCCCAUCACAACCUUGCCGGACUAUCCCCCUCUCGAUUCCGACUCGUUUGUUUCUUCGUAUGGUUCGGUGCCUUCUUAGCUUCUUUAGACGGUACGAUAGUAGCUACACUUUUAACACCUAUAGGAUCAUAUUUCGACUCUUCCAAUAGAGCUUCAUGGCUAGGAACAUCUUAUCUUCUCAGUUUAUGUUGUUUCACUCCUAUUUAUGGUAGACUUUCCGAUCUUAUUGGUCGUCGUAUUACCUACGUCGGAGCAUUAUCACUUUUCUUUCUUGGAACGAUUCUUUGUGCUAUAGCACCAAGUAUGGAAUUUCUAUUCGCAAGAUGUGUAGCUGGAAUGGGAGGUGGUGGUGUUCAAAGUAUUGGUGUUGUCAUAAUGACUGAUCUUGUCAGUCUCAGACAAAGAGGUUUAUUUCAAGGUUAUGCUAAUAUCGCUUUUGGUUUAGGAGGAGCUGUUGGAGGUCCUAUUGGAGGUUUAAUCUCUGAUACUUUAGGAUGGAGAGCUUCUUUCACUUUUCAAUUACCUCUGAUGAUCAUUUGCGCAAUUGGUAUAUUCAUCACUCUUCGACAUGUACAUUUACCUAUAAAACCUACUUUAAUCAAUCCUCAAUCGAUCUCAACAUCUUCAAGUUCAAACAUACCCUCGUCAUCUUCGAAAUCUGGGUUUAAAGCAACGUUGAGAAGAAUCGAUUAUCUAGGAUCAUUGACUUUAGUCAUCGCACUUGGUUCUCUUCUCGUUUCCAUUUCCAUCAAGACAUCUUCUUUACAAGAUGACGGAACGGAUUAUCCAUGGUCUGAUCCUCUCAUUCUCGGUUUAUUACUCAAUUCCAUCUUAUUCUUUACACUAUUCAGUCUUGUAGAAACUCGUUGGGCGGCCGAACCAACUCUACCAUUCCAACUUUUAUCCCGUCGUACUCCCUUUUCAGUCGCUUUCACAUCUUUCACAAUGGUAUUCAAUCAAUUUUCUCUUCUUUACAACGUCCCACUUUUCUUCUCCGCUGUAAAACUACGACCCGCUUCUAUAUCUGGUGCUCAUCUUCUUCCAUAUUCCCUCGUCGGACCAGUGGGGUCGGUAGGAAUGGGAUGGAUCAUACGUCAUACGGGUAGAUAUUGGUGGUGUUCCGUCAUUGGAGGUUUGAUCAUGGUUAUCAGCGCGGGAAUGAUGUGUUUUUGGAAAGAGAAUAGUCCCGGUUGGUUAUCUUGGGUUUCGGUAGCUCCUGCUGGUGCCGGUUAUGCUGGAGUCCUCACAAGUUCUUUGAUUGCUCUCAUGACGGAGGUUACAAGACAGGGAAGAGGAGAAAUUGCCGUAGCGACAAGCAUGAGUUAUCUAUUCAGGACGUCAGGUCAAGUAUUAGGUGUUUCAAUAUCAGCCGCUAUCGUCCAAUCUAUCCUCCAGAAGGACCUGUCAAGAUUGAUCACUGGUCCAGAUGCCUCAGAGAUCAUAUACACCAUCCGUCAUUCCACUUCCUCCAUCGUCAGUCUUCCAGAAAUUUAUCGCACAGCCGCUGUAAACGCCUAUCAACAUGCCCUUCACGUGGUGUUCAUCGUCAAUUUCGCGUUUACCAUCAUCACCGUCUUUGGCUUGGCUUUAGUUAAAGAGGAAGAUAUGCCAGAACAACAAGUUACUCCGGUUACUCCCACUACGGUGUCUAGAGAUGACACCGCUUAGAGGGUACGAAUUGUCUUGGCUUUCUUGUCCGUCGGGUACAGUAAUGCAGGUAUUUGACCGCAGGUCACUGGCAGACUCAGUGGCGGUGUAUUCUUUUUCGUUUUCGGAGAAACGCCGGAUUCGAAGAUGUUUAUUUGAAGAAUCAGGAACGGAUGACGAGAAUGGGAUAUCAAUAAUCCGAACAUGUUUAGACAUCUAGAGAGAGGGGGUAAGUAGUGCGUCAUCUUUCAUUGAUAGCAAAGGGGAUAUUGUGGGAAAAGGAAAUGUCUCAUGUCUUUGGGGUAAGUACAUAUUUGAUAGUGUAUGAAGUUCUGAAGCUGCGUCAUAGCGAUCCAAGUCGAAGUACGGAGAGUAGUUUAUGCGUUUAUGCAGACUAAAUGCUGUGUGG
Molecule: messenger RNA, 2185 nt
Organism: Tremella mesenterica DSM 1558
Lineage: Eukaryota; Fungi; Basidiomycota; Tremellomycetes; Tremellales; Tremellaceae
Exons: 4
Coding region: 88-1797 (569 amino acids)
Biological process (GO): transmembrane transport; basic amino acid transport
Cellular component (GO): fungal-type vacuole membrane
Molecular function (GO): basic amino acid transmembrane transporter activity
Source: RefSeq, a predicted model, not a curated record